AUGUGGAUCUACGGUACCAUCUCGGAAUCGAUUCUUGACACGGUUCUUAAAGCAAAGUGCUCUGCUCGUGACUUGUGGCUUACCAUCGAGGCUCUCUUUCGUGACAACAAAGAAGCUCGAGCACUCCAGUUGGAAAACGAGUUGUGCACGAUAACGAUUGGAGACCGGAGUGUUCAUGAAUACUGCAAGAAAUUGAAAAACCUUUCUGAUCUCCUUUCAAAUAUCGACUCCCCGGUGACCGACCGUGGACUUGUGCUUCAUCUUCUCAACGGCUUGACGGAUAAGUUCUAUAGCAUCAUCAACAGGAACGUCUCCAAACAACACCGUGUGACCCCUACCACAUCUCAUCAUCCAUCCUCCCCUGACGUACUAUUCACAUCAUCAGACCAUUACCCUCGUCAUCAACAACAAUUGGGAUCUUUCUAUCGUGGUGGCGGUCGUGGUCGCGGUCGUGGCGGACGCAACAAAAGUGGCGGACGUGGUCAUCCUCACAACAACUACUGGCCCCCAUCCUCGAACAAUUGGAAUUAUGGCGCUCCUCAAACUCCAUAUUCAUAUGCUUAUGGGCCGACACCACCACCAAACUACGUCACUACUCCUUUCCAACACUCUGUUCGACCUCCAUAA
This is a messenger RNA of Camelina sativa (false flax), 627 nucleotides long. Lineage: Eukaryota; Viridiplantae; Streptophyta; Magnoliopsida; Brassicales; Brassicaceae. The record is from RefSeq and is a predicted model, not a curated record.